Colletotrichum costaricense is the source of this 1614-nucleotide messenger RNA. RefSeq names its product aminotransferase class I and II. Bases 1 to 1614 code for a protein of 537 amino acids. Gene Ontology annotation, cellular component: endoplasmic reticulum. Gene Ontology annotation, molecular function: pyridoxal phosphate binding; serine C-palmitoyltransferase activity. NCBI's taxonomy places the organism in Eukaryota, Fungi, Ascomycota, Sordariomycetes, Glomerellales, Glomerellaceae. The transcript has 4 exons. The record is from RefSeq and is a predicted model, not a curated record. Gene Ontology annotation, biological process: ceramide biosynthetic process; sphingosine biosynthetic process.
AUGGACGCUGGCGAGGCCCAAACGAAGCUGAUCGCCUGGCUGCACGAGGCCUCCGAGGCCUUUCAAAAAGUCCCUGGAUCAGCCGUGUUAAUUCGCUACAUCCAAUCGAGCUACCAGAACGAUCCCAUUCGCUCCGGCAUCGAGCUAGUUCUCUUCAUAUUCUUCGUCCGCUAUCUCUUGUCGCCCUCCUAUUCAACCCAGAAGCAGAAUUUCAUCAAACUCCGCGAUGAUGAAAUCGACGAGUUGGUAGAAGACUGGACCCCGGAGCCGCUUGUGGCUCCUCAAACAGCUCUUGAGGAGAUCGAGGCCGAGAGGUUGCCUGUGAUUGUUGGACCGACCGGCCCCAAGACCAAGCUCGCAAACGGACGCACCGUCACGAACCUCGCUUCAUACAACUUCUAUAACUUCAAUGCCAACGAACAGAUCAAGGACAAGGCCAUCCAGACGCUACGCACCUACGGCGUGGGCCCAUGCGGUCCUCCCCAAUUCUACGGCACUCAGGACGUGCACAUGAAGACCGAAGCAGACAUCGCCGCCUAUCUUGGUACUGAAGCCUGCAUUGUUUAUGCCCAAGCCUUUUCUACUAUCUCGAGUGUCAUCCCCGCCUUCUGCAAGCGCGGAGAUAUCAUUGUCGCUGACCGCGCUGUCAACUACUCCAUUCGCAAGGGUAUGGAGGCGUCCCGAAGCACCAUCAAGUGGUACAACCAUGGUGAUAUGGACGACCUUGAACGUGUCAUCCGGAAAGUGGUUAAGGACCAGAAGGGCAAGAAGUUGACGAGAAGAUUCAUUGUCUCUGAAGGCCUAUUUGAGAUCACGGGAGACAGCGCGGACCUGCCCAGACUCGUUGAACUGAAGCACAAGUACAAAUUCCGCAUCAUCCUCGAUGAGACUUGGUCUUUUGGCGUCCUCGGCCGAACUGGCCGGGGCCUUACGGAAGCGCAAAACGUCGACCCCUCCCAGGUAGACAUGAUUGCUGGCUCUCUCGCCGGCCCUCUCUGCGCUGGAGGCGGCUUCUGCGCCGGUGCCAAGGAUGUUGUUGAGCACCAACGUCUCACGGCAGCUUCUUACACCUUCUCAGCUGCUUUGCCAGCCAUGCUUGCGGUCACCGCCAGCGAGACUCUCAGCGUUUUGCAAUCUAACCCGGACAUCCUUACGCAGUGCCGUGAGAACACCAAGGCCAUGAGGGCACAGCUGGAUCCUCGCAGUGACUGGGUCGUCUGCACCAGCUCGCCCGAGAAUCCCAUCAUGCUGCUGGUGCUUAAGGCCGAGGUCGUCGCUGCGCGCAAGCUUACACGAGAGGACCAAGAAAGGCUACUACAAGACUGUGUUGAUGAGGUAAGCAAGCCAUUGACACAUGAGAUUCCAGAAGAAGACGGUGCUAACCGUGGUUUGCCCAUCAAGGCCCUUGCAAACGGGGUUCUCAUUACGCGCCUCAAGAGCAUGCCCAUUGCCAACGACCUGAACCCGAAGGAUGACAGCUGGCAGAUCCAGCCAGCGCUCAAGGUUUGCUUGACCACCGGCUUGCCCAGGAAGGACAUUGAGAAAGCAGGUGUCACGAUUCGACACGCUAUCACAAAGGUCAUGACCCGGAAGUCGAGCUCCAAGUCAUCAUAG